AACGCAAUCCUUUUUUUUUUUUUCUUUCUAUUUUCUUCCAUUUCUUUAAUUCUCUCAAAAAGAUGUGUAUGAUUCACGAGGCACUCUCCGCUAACUGUGGCGCUAAAUCGCUCAUUGAUCUUUCUUUUUUUAGAUUUUCGAGGCCGCGUUUUUUGGUGCAAUAAUCUCUGCCCCACCCUUUUGUUCGUCUUUUUCUCGUUAGAUUUCUGGUUUCCUUUUUUUUUCUUUCGGUGGGGCAGGGAGUUUUGCGCCGGUUGUUUUCAUUCUGUGAGGGUUUUCUUCUCUUAAUCUCUCCGAUUUGGAGGGGAGGAGGAGGAGAAGACGAUGAAUCUCUUUUUGUUUCUGUGAUUUUUCUUUCAGCUUCGCGGCAUGGGUAUGAUUAGGGUUGUUUUGUUGUUUUAAGAAAUGACGAGGGCGAUUGUGGCUCCUUAAUCUUUUGAUUUGUGUUCGGCGAUAUGGGUUGCUUUUCUUGUAUUAAUCCUCGUACUAAAGAUGGAAGCAGGGUGGAAAUUGAUAGUUCUGUGCGAUUUGAAUCCCGGAAUUCUGUUAAUUCCUCAGGUUCGAAGGGGAAAGAAGAUCAGGUCAUCACUGAAAGCUGUUCGAAGGGGGGCGUAGCUGCUCGUAGUUUCACGUUUCGUGAACUCGCCACAGCUACGAGAGGUUUCAAGGAAGUGAAUUUGCUUGGAGAGGGUGGUUUUGGACGCGUCUAUAAAGGACGUUUGGAGUCGGGACAGAUUGUUGCAGUUAAACAGCUUAAUCGUGAUGGCCUUCAAGGCUUUCAGGAGUUCAUUGUGGAGGUUCUCAUGUUGAGCCUGUUGCACCAUGCCAAUCUUGUCACCUUGAUUGGUUACUGUACUGAUGGAGAUCAAAGGCUUUUGGUCUAUGAGUACAUGCCUAUGGGAAGCCUGGAAGGUCAUCUUUUUGAUUUGAAUUCUGACAAAAAGCCACUGAGUUGGAAUACAAGGAUCAAGAUUGCAGUCGCUGCUGCCCGAGGCCUCGAGUAUCUCCACUGUAAAGCAAAUCCCCCAGUCAUAUACCGUGACUUGAAGUCGGCUAAUAUCUUAUUGGACAAUGAUUUCAAUCCUAAGCUUUCAGAUUUCGGGCUAGCUAAAUUGGGACCUGUUGGUGACAAUACUCACGUUUCGACGAGAGUAAUGGGAACGUAUGGAUAUUGUGCUCCAGAGUAUGCCAUGAGCGGCAAAUUAACCCUUAAAUCCGAUAUUUACAGCUUUGGUGUGGUUAUGCUCGAGCUUAUUACGGGGCGCAGGGUUAUUGAUUCUAAAAGGAAACCAGGGGAACAGAACCUAGUUGUUUGGUCCCGUCCUUUACUUAAGGAUCGCAGAAAGUUCGUGCAAUUAGUCGAUCCCCUGUUGGAAGGACACUUCCCACUUCGUUGUUUGCAACACGCCGUUGCGAUUACUGCAAUGUGUCUUCAGGAACAGCCGUCGUUUCGCCCUCUUAUUAGUGAUAUUGUCGUAGCUCUCGAGUAUUUGGUUUCUCAGAGUUAUUUACAAGAACUACGCCAUGUUAAGAUUCUCGGUUCAUCACAAUUAUCACCUUCACAACAUAAUGAAGACAUCAAUGCCCAAGAAUCAGGGAUUCCCUGAAAUCCCUAAACUUCUGUUUGGAGAUUGCUGUACAGAAGCUGCCGAAAAAGCCACAGAGAAUUUUUAGGGGGCGGGUCACUACUCAACUGUGUCUUGAUUGUUAAAAUUCGUGUAGAUUUUAAGAACGGGAAACCAGAAACGAGUUAACCGCUUGAAUUCAAACUUCGAGAGGUGCCUAGACAUGUCGUGAAACGUGUAAGAUAAAAGCAAUGUGAAGCAUAUGUUAUAUUUAUUGUAAUAUAUUCCGAUUCAAAGGAUAGGUAUAUAACCUGUACAAAGCUACGUACAAGUAUUUGAUUCGAUUCGAUUUGAAGGAGAAGGAACGUCGUGAAUGAACAUGUUUGACGCCUACGUCGGCAGAAAGAAUCUCAGUUAAAGGUACGUAUCGAUUUUCUGCUGUGUUUUUAAAUUCGUAUAAGCUCAGUUCAGCUCGAUGACCGCGAAAGCUACUUGGGACAUUCCAAGGUACAUAUCAUUGUCUUUGCUCGGAUGUAUUUGUAGAUGAAUAAUACUCGUAAUUGGAAACCAUAUGUGUAGUUUUGUAAGAGGAUCCCUGAAUCUCUUUUUUCUUUGCAAUACAUUACCACCUCUCUUUUCUAUAUUGGAAAAUGUGAGUUAUGAUAUGAAUAAUACAAGCAUCUUGCCUCUUGCAACA
Messenger RNA from Cucurbita pepo subsp. pepo (vegetable marrow), 2262 nucleotides. Its product is annotated as putative serine/threonine-protein kinase PBL21. NCBI's taxonomy places the organism in Eukaryota, Viridiplantae, Streptophyta, Magnoliopsida, Cucurbitales, Cucurbitaceae. The record is from RefSeq and is a predicted model, not a curated record. Gene Ontology annotation, molecular function: protein kinase activity; ATP binding. Gene Ontology annotation, biological process: protein phosphorylation.